AUGGCGGAGGACCCGAAGCGGCGGCUGGCCUGGCCCUCCUACGGCCGGGGUCGAGCGGAGCGGAGCGGCCAGGAGGUGAAAGUGCUGGUCGAGGUCGCCGAUGCCACGGGCCCAGCGGAGUUGCCCAGCGAGCCGAUCGCCUGCGGCAUCGCGUACUUGGACCACAUGCUGGAUCAGCUGAACUCCCAUGGCCAACUCAGGGUCUCCGUGCAGGACGGGCUUUUGGAGAAGAACCAUGUGGAUGCUGCCCCUCUCUUCGAGUGGGUCAACUCUGAGUGUCCAAUUCUCCAGGGCGAGCUAUUCGACUGGGACGACCAGCGCCGCCAGACGCGCCGGUCUUACUACGACUUGAGGCUCGAUCCGAAGCAAGGCGGUGCCGGAGAGCCGAAUCGGGCCCUGCAUGACUUCAAGGCCUGCGAGCUGAAGAGCUUCGUGCGGAAGGUGCAUCGCAGUCCAGGGAUCUUGGAGGACUUGGUCCGGAAGAAGCGUGACGCCACGUGGGGGGAGGAGAAGCCAACGGCGACGGGCACCAGGGGCUUCUCUCGCAAACUCGGCACGUUGAUUCACAGGAGCUUUGACAGUUAA
Molecule: messenger RNA, 585 nt
Organism: Durusdinium trenchii
Lineage: Eukaryota; Dinophyceae; Suessiales; Symbiodiniaceae
Source: the annotation of a GenBank genome assembly